UUAGUGUCUGUGUUCGCCGUUUGUUAGACCUGUGGGUGUUAGUAAAAUAAUGUUGUGAUUCGAUUGAAUAAAAAGUUAGGUAAUAGAACAACAAAAUAUGCAUAUUCUGGCUACACGCAGCAAGUUAAAUGGCCAUAUUUCGUCGGAAUGAAGCAUGUUCGUAACUUUCCUUGUGACAUCAAAAUGUUUAUUUACUAUCAUCUACUAUAAUAACAUUCCAUUCAUAAGUAGUAGGUAUUUAUUUAUUACUCAUUGUGGACCGCUGCAAAUGCAGAACUGAGCCCGUGUUUAUCGUCUAAAUGGAUAUUGUAGGUUAAAAUGUACUACAAUUUUCUGGACCAUUUUAUUCCACACAAGAAAAUUUCAUAAAAUGACACAACCAGGACCGACAGAGGAUGUCUUCAGAAAACCUUUUAGAACAUACUCCUAGGUAAAUCAAGUCAAUCAUCUAAACAUUCUAACACCAAAAUGGAAAUGGGGGUACGAAAGCUGCCUAAAAAACGUAAAUUUGAUCCUUCCGAGCUGGAGGAAAACAACACUACACCAACCGCUGUAUGCAUUCCUGUGUCAGUAGUACAAAGUAUUACUUCUGCUCCACCACAAGCAAUUGCUGUUGAUUAUUCCUGCAACCAAAGGAUAGUACAUGAUGAUGCGUACAAACCGGCUUCAAGACCCAAUCUUGUGGACUUAAGUGAGUGGUGUGGCCAUCGUGUACUUGCCAAACAAGGAGAUUGCUAUUAUCCUGGAGUUAUCAGCAAAGCUAAUGCCAGCAAUAUUGUGGUGGAGCUAGAUGGUAAAGAUGCGAAAUCAAUAUCGUUCUCCAACGUGUUCGACAAAGAGUGGUACAACGUGAUAGGCGACGCCAGUCCGUCAGUAAACCAAAUCACCACAUCAACCCGAGUAUGCGUCCGUCACAAUCACAACGUAUUCGUCGAAGGAAUAGUGUGCAGCGUGCUGGAGGGCCAGCCUGUCAGGUUCAGCGUGGCGAUAAUCGGCGGCGGCAGCGAGAUCGAGGUGAAACGAUCGGAACUGCGUCUACUGCGACCACCCUGGUACGACGAGCUGGCCAAUCUGGAGCCGCAGGUGGAGAUGCUGCCGCAGACCAACGACUACUUCCGGCACAUCACCUCUCCGACCCAAACCACCCCAGUCUCCGCCUGCACGCCCGUCUCCAACGGACGCGUCUACGACGAAUUCGGCGAGAGCGAGGACGAGCUGCGACAGGACCUCACGUUCAAUUCGGAAAUCGACGCCAAAUUGUCCGGCAGCAGCAAGCGGAGUAGCAUGCACAGUCGCGGCAGUUCUUCGAGCAGCAUCACGCAGAGAUCGCAGCCGACGACGCCGCGCAGCCAUCCGGCCACGCCGCACAAGUACAAGAAGGGCGACAUCGUGACGACGCCGAACGCGAUACGGAAGAAGUUCAACGGGAAGCAGUGGAGACGUCUGUGUUCGGCACCGGGUUGCACGAAGGAGAGCCAGCGCAGGGGCUACUGUUCCAGGCAUCUAAAUCUCAAGGGCAGCGCCCUCAGGAACGGACCGAACCCGAGGUCCAACAGUAAGGGCGAGGGGGAGGACACGUCCAGGGAUUCGGAGACGUCGCCCAACUGCGGCGACCGCAGGAUCACCGGCCGGUUCGAUCAAGAGGAGACCGAUGCUGCCAACAUGUUAGUAUCAUUGGGAAGCUCCAGAUCGACGCCAGCUUUCUCACCGAACGGUCAAGGAUCGUCGCCGAACAACGCGAUCCAAUCCCCGUUAACCGUAGGCUCGCGGAAUAACGUUUUCAUGCCUAUAUCGUCAAUUUCGUCUCACAUGCAGAAGAGAAACUCACCCGGACCCGCCAAUUAUGCACCGUGCUAUCAGCCAGUAAUAAGGCCUGAAGUCAGGCCGAUUAAGGCUCCAACCACGAGUGUAAUUAGGGUGUCGCCUAAUCCGAGGUCGUGGAACACAACGGGAAACGAUCAAGGUGUGAUACUUCAGCAGGCUCUCACUACUCCCUCAAAUCAACCAAUUGAACAUGAUAAUACUCAACUCUCUCAAGGAACAGUGUUUUGUGUAUUGCCCGAGCCGACCCAUGAAAAUAAGAACCACUUGAUGUUAGUGAACAAUGACGAAAACGAGAUGAAAGAGGCGAAAUCGUUUCAGCGACAAGUCAUCCAGAGCGAUCACGUGCAACCCACCCAAACAAUCCGCGUGCUAUCUAACAGCACGAACCAUGUAAAUAGUACCCAUUCCAGUGGUGCGGGCCUAAUUCCAACGAAUUCGAUAGGUUCUGGUUUGCCUGUGAUAGUGCAUCCGACACAAUUAGUACCUGUGUUGCCGCCGGCCACGCAAUCGGUGGUCAAGAGGGUGAUACCGGCACCGCAAAAUCCACCGUCCCAGGUGAUCGUCAAAGCCGAACAAAUAUCCCCCAACAUGAACCACAACAUCAUCAAGAACGAAACGAUGAACCAGCAUAACUCGCUGACAUUACCGCCGAACAUUUCACCGAUGAGACCGCAAAGCAAUAGUACACCGAAGGUGCCGCUUCCAAACCAGAACCAAAGACAAAUCGUUCCGCACAUAAAAGUACCAAGCAAUUCGCAACCUUCACAGUCUGCCUUCGUGAUACCCUGGCACACGAUCGUGCCAAUUUUAACCACUAGCACCGGUCCGACGUCACCACCGUCGUCGGAACUGUCGCCACCCCUAUCGGCACCGCCACCCAUCGACAUCCUCGACGACGAGACUGACGUCGAGUCGAUGCCGGUGCCCACCGAGGAGGACGACGACGUGUUUGAGAGCGAACCCACCAAUCCCAGCAUAGAUAGCAACGGCAACAAGAAACGGAGCCAGUCGCUGACCUCCCUCAAUAGCAAUAACAAGGAACCCAACAUGACGAAGAACAAGGAGCGCAUCCGGAGGCCGAUGAACGCGUUCAUGAUAUUCUCGAAGAGGCACAGGGGCAUCGUGCAUCAAAUGCACCCCAACCAGGACAACAGGACCGUGUCCAAGAUUCUGGGGGAGUGGUGGUAUGCCUUGGGGUCUGAUCAGAAGAAGCAGUACCACGAGUUGGCUUCCGAGGUUAAGGAGGCGCAUUUCAAGGCGCAUCCCGAGUGGAAAUGGUGCAACAAGGACAGGAGGAAGUCUUCGACGGGCUCCGGUAGAAGUAAGUUGAGCUCCACUGGCGACAGUGGGGAGCCGAUAAGUCCCAGAGUGAAUUCGCCGCCUCCCCAUCAGUUGGAGCCUUCAAGGCAGAUGCCUCUUGAGGCUGACGUGUCGGGCGACGCCUCCGACGACGACCAAAUGGUCAUUUGUGAGGAACCAGGAACCGAAAUUGACCUGAAAUGUAAAGAAAAAGUUACCGAUUCGGAUUCGGAGUCUCACAGUGACAUGGAACAGUCGAAUUUUUCGAAGCCUCAUUUCAGCCCGGUGCUGUCGUCAGGCGGCUCGGAGGUGACGUGCAAACCGAAGCCGAUAAAGGCGAGGCUGCCGUCGGUGGACACGCCGAAGUACAGUCCGGCGCCCACCACCAGCACCUUCACCUUCCACGCGGGUCCGGUGAAUCCGUCCGGCGUGACGGGUUUCCAACCCACCGGCGGUGCCUUCAAAACGAUGCCAAUAUCGCCGAAAGUGGUCAAAACGCCGAACGACAUCAAGGAACGGAACCCCCUCGAACCUUGGUCCUCCCUCAAAACCGAUCCGGGGACGCAGUGGGUGAACUCGUCCGCCAUACAAACCAGCACCAUCCCAACCAAAACCAACACCUUAAUCCUCAAGUCGCCAAUUAAGCCAAAUAACAUGCUCCAAAUGAACGAAACCCAGACCAGCCAAUUCACAUCCCAACCUCUCACCGUCGUCAUCAAUUCGCCAUUGUGUCUGCCCGACUCGACCGACAGGUCGCAGUACGUGGUCGUGACGUCCAAUCCCCAAGACAUUCAAUGCGUUUACAUGCGUCCGCCGUUCUCGUUACCCGUUUCCGAGUCGAACGUUAACAACGUUAACGUACGUAUAUUGUCCAAGCCGGCCACGCAAUCGGUAAUAGUCAGCCAGGCUCAGACAAAAGUAAUCACGUCACAGGCCGAAUAUCAGACCGCACAAAAUCAAACGGUCACUACGCCUAAGGCGUGUACCUCAGGUAAGUGUUUAUUUGACAAUCUUACGAACGCCAGACCAAAGUACUACAUGACACGUGGCGCUGCAGGUUUAACAUUUUCGCUCGAGAACAAGGACGUAAAGUUGGAGAAGGAGGAGAACGAAAUGCAAAUGUCGUUGGCGUCGCAUCAGAAUAUUAUGUCUGAGACUAAUCAGCUGACGGAGCCUCACAAUCAGGAGUUCGUCCUGGCUCCCACGCCCGCCCAGCUGGGCAGGGCACCCUUGCAGAGGAGACAGUCACUAGGAGGACAAUCACAGCUUGUACAACAACCUAAAGCUUUUGGUUCACAGACCAACAACGUUCAAGUGUCUAGCGAAAGUGCGAACGUUUCUUCGGCCCCAGCGGACGGCAACCCCAACGACCUGGCGUCGCCGUCCACCAAAAAGAGCUUCUUCAAGCGCAACAAGGAGGAUGGCAUGGACAGGAAACAAUUUUUCAGAGUAUUGGAAACGGUCGAUUUCGACAAGAAGUUCUCGUCGCUGCCACGUUACAAGCCGGAGGAGAACAAGUCGCCGAACGUGAUACCGCCAAGUCCGGGCGGCCUUUUCUCGAACUAUCCGAAGAAACGGCCCCCACUUACUGCCACCCAUCGGACCUCGAUCGACGAGGAACCGAAGGCCGACACAACGAACUCGUUGCCCAAAUCGGCGCCAUCGACCAAAAUCAUCGGCACGCAGUUCUUCGGGCCGGACUUCAACAUUGACAGUGUCAGAGAACUGAGCGGGGACAUGGGCGAGGGCACGUCGCCGAGGACACCCAGGACGCCGGGAACGUCGCGCGACUCGGAGAAGGGCCACCGAAAGAUACUGGAGCAGCGGCGGCAGCUGGUGAUCCAGCUGUUCAACGAGCACACGUGGUUCCCGUCGGCGCAGGCCACCACCGCCUUCCAGGCCCAGCAUUCGGACAUAUUUCCGAGCAAGUCGAGUUUGCAGUUGAAAAUACGUGAAGUGAGACAGAAAUUGAUGGCACAAAACUCACACACCCCCUCUAGUGCAAAUAGUCAGAAUAGUCCCUUAACCCCCGCCGAACCAGUUAAGGUAUCUUCUAAUAGUUAGCUAGCAAUGUGCAAUAGCGUAUUGUCUUCCUUCUCUUUAAUUAUUGUUAAAAUGACUGAAAAUAACAGUUAGUAUGAUCAUAGAUGUUUAUAAGAAAUUAUUUAUGUGCCAGCUUUUGGUAUUUUUAAAUUUACCAUUCUCCAGUUACUUAUUUCCUUUGAUCUUGCACCUUCGGUUGGAUUUAUUUCUCGUAGGGAAACCGUUUUAAUUCCAUUUCAGUCCAUAAUUAUACGAGGUUGACGUUUGACGUUGACGCACCACAAAGAAAGCAACAUUUCAUCAACAACUUGAAAUACAAGUCGUUCACUGCCAUAAUCACAAAGCUGCUUUCUUAGAUGCUGAUAGGCGAACUACGAUUGUGACAAAAUACAAAAACACCGUAAUUAUUUGACGUUAAAGUUGACACCAAUAAUUUUAAUCAAGUGCCUCCCGUCGUGAAUUGAUUUCUCAACGUCAUUGUUUCAGUUGUUGAAUUCUUGGUGGUCGUACCGUAAAAUGUUGUGCCUGGUGUAACAGUUUAUUCGUGUCUAGAUAAAUCGUUGAGAACGUAGUGCAAUUAUCAUUAAUAUAAGCACAGUCUAUUAGUAGUUUUGAAAGAAAAAUUGUAAUCUGCCUAAAAUUUAAGGUACAGGAACUUUUGCCAUUUUGUUUGAGUAAUAUCACACAUGAUCACGUACCAAUCAAAAAUCAGUGGCCAAAACAUUAUAUAUUGAGGACGUGGCAAUGAAAUUGAACCAUUUAAAGUGUGAUACUAUAUACAUGACGUUUUCGUUCAUAACGUGUGUGCAAUUUGAGAAAAUCUUAGCUUUAAACAAAGAAAAUGGUCUUAUGUAUGUGUAUACCACAAGUGAACAAACAUAUAUCAAAACCACAGGGUGUAUUAAACAAAAUGGUACUUGUUUUUGUCAAUUUAGAAAGAUAUGUAGCUAUAUUGGCGAUAAAAUCUGUAUAAAAUAUUGGAUGCCUGCCUCAUUUGCUAAAAUAAAAUGUUUGGUAUUUUUAUAAAUGAAAAGUGUAUAAUUACUGUUAUUUAUCUCAAAAUUCAACUAAAUUGUCUAAUAUUUUUAUACAGAUACAAGUCGCAGAGGUUUAUACAUAGAAAAAAUAUAUUAUAUAUAUACAUUUAAGUACAAUCAGUUGUUACAACUGGCCAAUUAUCUACAACAACAUAAAACGUGUUGUUACAGGUAAUUGACCAGAAGUAAAGUAGACCCUUAGGUCUUUCAAUUUGGAAAUCGAAUUGUUGCAAUUUUAUUAUUCUACAAAAUUUUAAUUUUUAAAAUGUUAUUUAUAUUGAUUAGUUUUUAUAUUCAAUUGGUGCUCUUGUUUAUAUACAAUUUGAAACCUAUAUGACACAUUUAUUGUAUAGACUAUUUAUUUACAUUUUUCCCGAAAGUAUCAUUGUUAUAAUUCAUUUCGUCCCCAUUUUGAAAUGAAGACAUGAGUUUAUGAAUGUGGGGGAAGUAACAGCGACUCUUAAAAAUUGAUCUCAACGAAUUGAAGCCGGUACGUGCAACAAACUGAAUUGAAAAGAAUCCUUCCUGUUUUUUUGUUGUAAUGAGCUGUUUCAAGUAUUUUUUAUUUGACUUGUUAUAUUUUUGAAUAGACGGUUAUUCAAUUUUUAUUGUGUAAGAAAUUAUACACUGCAUAGUUCAUUAUUAUGUUUUAUUUUAUUAACCGAGUUUGGUGUUCUGGACGUUUAAAGUUGGUCACCAACGUCAAGCUCUGUUAGGUCAGUAAGUAGAUGAGAAAUUAAUGUUUUUAAAACUUUGUGGUAAUGUAACUUGCCUAAAUUAGAAUAAAAUUUAUUUUAAUUUUAGUUGAUUAAUUUCUGAUUAUAUUUUAUAUAUUUUUGUAAUGCCUUAAUUUAUUUUUUAUUUUACGUACGUUAUGCUACCACGAAGUGUUAAUGUUAAUGUUAAAUUUUUCGACAAUUACCCCUCCGUUUACUGGCCUGUAUUUAUUAUACUUAUAUUCCUUGUUGUAGAUAAAUUAUCAUUCAUUAUCGGUCUUGUGUGCUGUAUUAUUAAAUAGAAUUUAAAUACGUAAUAGAAACGUUUGUAUACGUAAUUUUAUUUGGAUUUAGUUUACCCCGCAAAACGUGAGUUACAUUAAAUAUUAAUUGCUAGAUAAUAUGUGCCUGCAACAGUGUCCCCCUGUUUGAAAGCCAAUUAAUAGUGGUAGUAUCCAUCACUGAGCAACACACAAGUCACUUCAGUCCGUACACUGAGCAACUUGAACUUAAUUCUUCUAGUUAUCCGUUUAAAAUCACCAACAUGGGUGCGUACCGUAUCUUCAUGGCAAAUGUCAGUCCGAGUUCAUCCGAAGCCGAACGACUCGAAAGAGUGGGGUGGGUGACACUUGUUUUCCCCCACUCUUACACGUACCAUGAAUAUAGGGUAUAAUUCAAAAUUGGGACAGGUUUUGCUUAUCAGUACUUACUUUCAUGGAUGUUUCAGAUAGGGUUCAGUUGUAGUUUACCACCAUCCGCAAUAGAACAUCUUAAUUUGGUGCUUAAACUGUUUUUUUGUCAUAUUAGAUGUUGAUUCAGUCAGGUUUAAUUCUUUUUUAUCGUUAUUUUUUAAAUAUAUAACGUAAACAGGUGACAUAAUAUGUAAGUCAAUUAAUUUAGUAACUAACUUUACCUACAGUUAUUUAGAGUAAAUGCUUUUAAUACUUAUUUUUAUACAGUAACAAUUAUUAAAAUAUGCAAUUUACUUAGUUAUAUUAUUUUAUGCACCUGUGAUGCUUUUUAAAUUUUAUUAAGGAUGGUUCAUCCAAAAUUAGUCGGCGUUUUUUGUUUAGUAUUAGUAUUCAUCAAAGUUUCAGAUCACUAUAGGCAGACUUCUGUUGGGUAAAACAUCCUGAGUAAAUAUUUUACUGCUCUAUAAGAUAUUGUCUGCGAUAAUUUUUAGUAUGUACUAAUUUCCAUUUAUAAUUUAGUUCUGUAUAGUUUAGAGAUAAGAUUCUUCAUUAUUUAUGUUAUUUUUAUCCUUUUACAUAUUGAAAAUUGAAACCUAAAUGCAAGAAAAUUUAUGCAUUUUCCAUACAACUUCAUGUUACCUCGAGGUUGAUACUUAUGUUUGUAAGUUAUAAGAUGGUUGUGUUAUAUUAAUUUAUAAAAGUUGAGGCAGGUUCUUUCCAAUAAGUUGAUCACAAGCAAAUUAAUGAAUUAUAUACAUAAUAUAUCCAAUCUGUUACGUCAAAUACUUAUUACAAAAUGCGUAAAUUUAUAGACAAAUGCAAGCCUAAGUGGUAGGUCAAAUUAUUGAAAUAUUCCUGUCGUAUAUACAAAUAUCUUUGUCUUCAUAAAUUGUCUGUGUUGUUAUGUUAUUAUAUGAAUAAUUUUGUUAUUUAAGUUUGACAUGUAAACAUUAGUGGUUCUGUAUUUGCCAUUCUUUGGCCUUACAAUUUGUUUUAUCGUUGUAAGCACUGGAUAUCAAGAAAAAGUCUGCAUAGAUCAUAAGAAAUAAUAUGGAAAAGAGUGGCAAACACUUUAGAACGACUCAUAAAUGCCUUGAACGUGGUGUUGUAAUUGUUACAAGGUGUUAGCAUUUUAUAGUCAAUGAUCUCGUUAGCCAAUCGUUCACAUAUAGUGUAAAAAAAGUUGUGCACCUCACUGUUCUUUGAGCACAUAUUUACAUUUGAUGUAUAUAAACUACUUAUAAGUACUAUUUGUACGAUCAUAUUCUAUUUUAUUUAAAAACAAUAAAAAACAUUAUAAAGAUCACAUACAAUCACAAUAAAUGUAAUUAUGUUCAGAA
Messenger RNA from Aethina tumida (small hive beetle), 8951 nucleotides. RefSeq names its product putative transcription factor capicua (gene cic). Gene Ontology annotation, biological process: regulation of transcription by RNA polymerase II. The record is from RefSeq and is a predicted model, not a curated record. The transcript has 10 exons. Gene Ontology annotation, cellular component: nucleus. Gene Ontology annotation, molecular function: RNA polymerase II transcription regulatory region sequence-specific DNA binding; DNA-binding transcription factor activity, RNA polymerase II-specific. NCBI's taxonomy places the organism in Eukaryota, Metazoa, Arthropoda, Insecta, Coleoptera, Nitidulidae. The coding region runs from base 469 to 5187 and encodes 1572 amino acids.